Adineta ricciae is the source of this 240-nucleotide messenger RNA. The record is from the annotation of a GenBank genome assembly. NCBI's taxonomy places the organism in Eukaryota, Metazoa, Rotifera, Eurotatoria, Adinetida, Adinetidae.
AUGGCUCCGGAUUCGACUUUUUCUACAGUCAACAUUGCUGUUGCUAAUUAUGGUACGAAUAACAUUGGAAUAUUUUUCAAUUAUGGAAAUGGAACAUUUCAAGAUCACAUUCUUUAUUCGACCAUUCAUAAUUCCAACCCACCAUCGAUUGUUGUCGGAGAUCUAAACAAUAAUCAAUCGUUGGAUAUCAUCGUAGCUAACUCGAAUCAUCAGAAUAUUGACAUUUUCCUCAAUUAUUGA